AGGUGCAGAAAUGCGCGUGCUCGUGUUGCUAUGGCAACGUGUGUUUGAGACAGGCAGCAGGACUGAAGUGGUGGACUCCUCUGGUUCAAGUGCUGCUGACCAGGCUCCUCAAAACGACCGGAACAUUGCCUGUGUCUCUGUGCUAUUUAAGCAGCAUACACGAUGCCACCUAAAAACAAAGGCACAAGUAAAAAGCCUGCAAAGGUGAGGACGCCCACGCUGAUAGAUGGCCUCACCAAGGAGGAGAUGUCCAAGGAGCAGCUGGAGGAGCACAUUGCACGCCUUCGAGAGGAGCUGGAUAGAGAGAGGGAGGAGAGAAACUACUUUCAGCUGGAGAGGGACAAGAUCCACACCUUUUGGGAGAUCACAGAACGACAACUAGAGGAGGUCAAGGCUGAACGGAAAAACUUAGAUAAGGACAUAGAAGAGGAUGAGGGGCGCCACCAAAUUGAGAUCAAGGUGUAUAAGCAGAAGAUGAAGCACCUCCUUUGUGAACAUCAGAACACAAUCUCUGAGUUGAAAGCAGAUGGUUUAGUAUAUAGGGAGGUGAUGCAGAAAGAGCAAGAACACUUGGAGACUGAGCUUCAUAAAGAAAUGACAGCCAUCAUGGUAGACAUGCAGGAGCUCGACAAUGAAAACCUUGUCAAGGAGCUUGAACUGAAACAUGAUGAAGAAAUGACUAAAACAAGGAACAGCUGGGAGAAGCAACUCACAGAUAUUCAAGCAAAGUAUGAGAAAAAGAUGGAGUUUUUACCCCAAGAGCUGGACAACAUGAGGAAAAAUGAGCUCAGUGAGCACGAGGAUCAUUGGAACAGCCACAUCACCGCUCUUAUAGAAGACCACAACAAAGCUUUCAGUGAUGCUAAUGCACUUGUUAACCGCAUGCAGCAGGAUUUGGAUAUGAACGAGUCACUCAAGACACAAAUUAAAGACACCAAGGCGAAACAGAAGGAAAAGGAAAAGGACCUGGUACCUGUUUUGCAGGAUAACAAACGUCUCGCUAAGCUUCUCUCGAAAGCCGAAGAGGAAAACGCUGAAAAUCAGAAAAAAAUUAAAAACUGCACGACAAAAAGGGAUUCCAAUCAAAAGGUCAAAGAAAAGGAGCUGAAUGAUCUGAAAUGGGACCAUGAGGUGAUGGAACAGAAAUUCAGCAAGCUUCAGCUGGAACGGGACGAGUUGUACAAGGCGUUCACUCAGAAUAUUCAAAAGUUGCAGCAUAAAGCAGGUUUGAAGGGUGUGCUGCUUGAAAGGAAACUGAAAGCCCUGAUAGACAGCCUGGAGAAGACACAAGCUCAGCUCGACUCGGUGCUUUCUGCCUCAAACAUGGACCAAACUGCCCUCGUUGGGGUCACUAAGAAAAUUGAGGAAAAUCUUGACUCCAGUAAUAAUUCUAUCAAGAACUUGCAGUAUAAAAAAGCUCAGGUUUCCAAGGCCCGUACGGAUUUGCUGCUGACCUACGAAGCAAAGCAAAGGGCUCUUGGUGUCCCUCUGGAGGAGUGUUGUGUAAAGCCCUUUGAGAGCAGUAUUGCUUCGAGAGGCCUAGAACAAGGGUUGGGUUUUUCCCUAAAAUGAGAAGCAACGAACCCAAAGACUGAAACAUUUACAGCAAAUCUCACUUUCUUUGCAUCUGAUCUCACUACAAUUUGACAUGUUUCUCAUACUUUCCUAUGAUAUAAAUGUUGAUGUUCAGUGACACAAAAUUAUUAACAAGAAAUAUUGUUUUCUCCUUCUCAUAAUGAUGACUUGGUAUCUUGAGAAAACAGUGGUCGGGGAGUUUAGAGUUAAAGGUCCAUCAUGCCCUUGAUUCAUGCUUCUUUCCAAAGGCAGAGAUAAGUAAUUACAGGCACAGAUGUUAACAAAAAAGGCUCAAGUAUUUUCCGGGCUGACCAACAAACUGUGUAACAGAUCAAAAUGUUGUGAUGUCUUAAUUAUAUACCUUUUGUAGGCUGCUUACUUUACCUCAACAAAACUCAUUACUAUAGACCAAAUAGAAUGGCUAAAAGCUGCUUUACAGGACAUAUUCAGCUACUUUUGUUCUGGUUUCUGAUCUCUGUUGUAGUUUUUAUUAUUUCUUUGAUGAAACAGAUAUCAAAAGGACCAAAUAUGUAGAUACUGUGAUUUUGGAUGGAGAGUUGAGCAAAUUCCUGUUCACCUCAACUGAUAUGAAGUGCUGAAAGACUAGAUGAGCCCAACUCUGGAGUAGUCUCAGGGUUCCCACUCGUCCUGGAAAUCCUGGAAAACAGUCAACCAAUUUUCCAGUCAUGGAAAACACAUGGAAAAUGAGAGAAAAAGUAAAAUGUCCUGAAAAAUC
Molecule: messenger RNA, 2311 nt
Organism: Micropterus dolomieu (smallmouth bass)
Lineage: Eukaryota; Metazoa; Chordata; Actinopteri; Centrarchiformes; Centrarchidae
Gene: drc4
Product: growth arrest-specific 8
Exons: 11
Coding region: 163-1572 (469 amino acids)
Biological process (GO): flagellated sperm motility
Cellular component (GO): Golgi apparatus; microtubule; motile cilium
Molecular function (GO): microtubule binding; small GTPase binding
Source: RefSeq, a predicted model, not a curated record